AUGAGUGAAAAAAUUGGAGACCUCAGGGCCUUGGACGAUGAACGCAUUUGCGAAGCUUUAUCAGCGAAGCCGACCUCGAAAGACGCAUAUGCCAACUCAGUACUCCCUCCUUUCGAAUUACGCGAUCAAUUAGCACUCAAGACGGGGGAUGAUCUCUCUCAUUUGGAUACCAAGCUGGGAGAUGAUCUUUCCGAUCCGUUCGAUGAAUGCGCCGUGCUUCCAGAGCCGGAACCCGAUGAGGACCCCAAUGCGCCAGUCAUUACCUUGAGAUCUGUCUUGGUGGGACUUAUAGUUGUAUUCUUUGGUGCAGCUGUAUCGCAAGUUUUUAUGUACAAACCGGUGCACCUACAUCUAAAUCUUCUGUUCCUCCAGCUAGCCUCUCUUAUCCUGGGAAGACUCUUUGCUGCUAUACCAGGUCCAAAAUGGUGGAACCCAUGCGAACUAACUGUAAAAGAAACUGUCUUCAGUGCGAUUAUCGCAACAUCUGGAGCGGGCGGGGUGCAAAGUGUUGAGGUAAUGGCCACGCUGGACGUCUUUUUCAAUCGGCGGAUUCCUUCUUACAUAUCUGUCUUGACUAUUCUGAGUAGCCAAUUCAUGGGGUACGGCUGGGCUGGUGUGUUACCAACCGUAGCACUGUUCCAUUCGCUGGGAAAAGUUUCCCCGAGUAAUCUUGGACAGUUAUCACUCUUCAAGAAGAUAUUUGGUAUCAUGACUAUCUGUAAGCGGAAGUUUCAUUGCCGAUGUCCUUAUGAUCACGAUGCCCCCUCGCUGAUAUCCUUGCUCGUGGAUGCAGAUGAAGUGAUUCCAGAAUGGCUCGCCCCAGCGCUCCAGGCAAUAAGUCCUUGGUGCUUAACUUUGCCUGAGACACCGCUUGUCACACAAAUAUUCGGCGGAUCUCUAGUAGCUGAAGGACUUGGUUUGCUUGCUGUCAGUUUUGAUUGGGUUCUCGUGGGAAGAUACAAUCCCUUAUUCGUCCCUCUCGUGGCACAAAUUAUAGAUUGGGCUGCUGUUGGCACAGGUGUUUUUCUAUUUAGUGCAGCAUAUCGAUAUGACUGGUUUGGUGGCGCGCAUUUGCCAUUUAUCUCUUACGACAUUCUUGAUGAUAAUGGAGCUCGCUACAAUUUGAGUAGAGCGCUUUUUGAUAAUGGGACCGAAAAUACAGUGGAGGUAGAAAAGAUGGGCUUGCCAUGGUAUUCCACCGCUAUUGUCAUCGGAAACGCUGGUACAGCAUUUUCUGUGUCAUCAGCAAUCACUGCGGCAAUUUUAUUCAAUUGGACAGAGCUAUCGGCUAUGUUCAGCUCUACCAAUCAGAAAGCAUUAGAAGAAGAUCCGCAUCGAACGAUCACAAAGCAUUAUUCAGAUUUUCCAACUUAUGGUUUUUUGGCUAUAGGGGCCGCAGCGAUCGGUCUCGCCUUUUUUUGUUCCGCGCGAGCUGAGUCUGAUCUUCCAGCUUACGCACUAGCAUUUGCUUUUACACUAUCUGCUGUUUUAAGUUAUAUCAGCCCAACUGGAAAGUCAAACUUUCUGAUUAUCAAGACAGGCUCUGACAUUUUCAACGUACCAAAAACAUCAGCUGUUGUCCAAAUGCUAGGCGGUGUUUUGUUUCCAGGCAAUGCUAUAGGUAAUUUGUGGUUCACGCUCUAUGGAUCGACUAGUGUCGGUCAAUGUGUGGCCAUGUCCAAGGAUUUGAAAUUGGGCCAAUACAUGCAUCUACCCCCCGUCAAAUUUCUGGAACGUAAGCUUGCUAUUACCACUCAGCGACAAACACGGGGAGACUUAGCGUUCCACUUCUCCCGUUGUUUCAGAAUUGUAGGAGGAUUUCUUCACUAUGGCGUAAUGACUGCUAUCGUCGGCACGCAAAGAGAUGUGCUUUUGCUUCCACACGGCGACGGAGUCUUCACGGGAAUGGCAUUGAGUAGCAUGGCAGCUCACGCGACUACACGCCUCGUGUUUUCACAUUCUAACCUUUAUUUACGGUCUUCAGUUGGGGGGUUUUUAGUAAAAGACUUUACUUCUUCGGGUGCAAAUAUGUUUGUGAAAAUCCUUUCUAGUUUUUCCGAUGACGUAUUCAGAUUCUUACUAACAACAUCUAUGCAAACCCAGGCAAUUAUCCCUUACUGUCUAGUUUUGGGAUUUUUUGCACCAAUACCAUUAUAUCUUCUACAUAGGUGGAAACCCAAGGCAGGAUUUCAACGUGUGAACAUUUCGUUGUUUGCAUCAAGUCUUUACCAUGCAGUUUUGGGAGCUACAUCUGGCCGUACGACAGCUACGAUUUUGGCUCUAUUCACACAGUACACUAUCCGGAAAUAUCAUUUUAAAUGGUAUCAAAGAUACAAUUAUAUCUCGAGUGCGGCCCUGGAAGGUGGAACUCAAUUUGCAGUGCUAUUGCUUACAUUUUUUGUACAAGGAGGAGCUGGUUUCAAAGUUGAAAUUCCUCAGGGAGCCGAGAUUACUGCUAUCUUUCUGACUCUCAUUAGCUAA
Messenger RNA from Melampsora larici-populina 98AG31, 2481 nucleotides. Its product is annotated as putative oligopeptide transporter. The record is from RefSeq and is a predicted model, not a curated record. The coding region runs from base 1 to 2481 and encodes 826 amino acids. The transcript is spliced from 22 exons. Gene Ontology annotation, molecular function: oligopeptide transmembrane transporter activity. Gene Ontology annotation, biological process: transmembrane transport. Lineage: Eukaryota; Fungi; Basidiomycota; Pucciniomycetes; Pucciniales; Melampsoraceae.